AACACCUAAUGCAGCCUGACGUUUCUGACAGCGAGACAGGUCUUCAAGUCUACACAAUAACUGCAUGUCGGUUAAGGGAUAGGAUACGCAAGGACCGGAGCCCGUGUUCGCAUUUAAUUCUGUGUAAACGUUUUUGCGUUGAGCGCAAACAUGUACCCUUUUGGCAUUACGCACGGCAGGUAUGCGGUGUACGCGCUUCUGACAGUGCUUUUGGCGAUUCAAGCGGAGUCUAAAGAUUUGCCCAUGUGUAAAGAGUCUGAUUACCAUUUUGAGUAUACAGAGUGUGAUGUGCUGGGCUCCCGAUGGAGAGUAGCCGUGCCCAACAAGCCCAACACCUGCACCAGCCUCCCCGACCCUGCCAAAGGAACACAAUGCACAUUCUCCUGCAACACUGGGGAGUUUCUAGACAUGAGGGUCCAGGAGUGCCAGAAGUGUGCGGCGGGGACCUACUCCCUGGGGACCGGGGUGGCCUUCGACGAGUGGGACACUCUGCCGCCGGGCUUCGUCGCUCACGGGGUUAAUCUGGACGCUGGCGACAUCUACAUGAACUGCUCAAACUCCACCUGGACCCCGAGAGGAGACUUCAUCGCCUCCAACACAGAUGAGUGCACAUCCACCCUCUCCUACGCCGUCAACCUGAAGAAGCCCGGCUCCGUGUCCUUCCAGUACCUCUACCCCGACAGCAGCAUCUUCUUCGAGUUCUACGUGCAGAAUGACCAGUGCCAAUCCUCAGAGGAACAAAGCAGCUGGAUGAAAAGCACAGACAAUGACUGGGGCAGUCACUAUGUGCCGCUGAGUAGUGGCAGUAACGUGCUGUACUGGAGGACAACUGGCUUCGCCAUCAACGGCAACUCAGCCAAACCUAUCCUCCUGCGCAACAUCGCCAUCGCAGGUGUGGCCUACACAUCAGAGUGCUUCCCCUGCAAGGCGGGCACCUACAGUGCGGAGCCAGGGGCAUCCAGGUGUGCCCCCUGCCCCGCCAACUCAUACUCCCACAAGGGGGCCACAGCCUGCCAGGAGUGCGACAAAGACCAGUACUCAGGUAUAGGCUCAGGGGAAUGCCUGACCAGGCCUCCAUGCAAUGAGACUGACUACUUCUACACACACACACCCUGUGAUGCCAAUAGGACGACCCAGCUGAUGUACAAGUGGAUCGAGCCAAAGAUCUGCAGUGAGGUUGCCAUAGGAGGGGUUCAGCUGCCGGCCUCAGGGCAGAUGGAGAGGUGCCCGCCCUGCAACCCCGGCUUCUUCAUGAACAACGCCUCCGUCUGCCAACCAUGCGCACACGGCUUCUACUCCAAUGGCACAGUAUGCUCGGAGUGUUCAGCAGGUACGGAGCCGGUGGUGGGGUACGAGUACAAGUGGUGGAACAGGAUGCCCAGUAACAUGAGGAGCUCCGUCUACAGCAGUGACUACAGCGACUCCCAGAGAACCACAGCGUGGGAGGUGGCAGGAGAGUAUGUGUACACCACCCCUGGAGACAUGGAGACAGGCUACAUGAUGCUCACCCUCAGCGUGCCAGGCUAUAGUUCACCACAGGCAAACAGAGAGCUGUCCAGGAUCACAUUCGUGUUUGAGACGAAGUGUACAGCUAGCUGCAUCCUCCUCUUCAUGGCUGGCGUGAGUGAGAGGAACAACGUGGUGGUGGAGAGCUGGCGGGGGACCAAUGGGAAGCAGUCCUACUCUUACAUCAUCAAGAGCAACAGCACCGUCAGCUUCACCUGGGGGUUCCAACGCCACGGCAUGCACACUACGGAGAGCCAGUACAGCUCCGACUUUGCCAAACUCUACUCGUUGAGCAUUUCCAACGUCAUUGGGGGUGUGGCGUCCCAGUGUCGUCACUGUGCCCUGGGGGGGUCAUCUCAAGGUCAAGGGUCAACUUGCGUCCCCUGCCGGCCAGGUCACUACAUGCUGGAGGGUACAGGUGUGUGUAAGGCCUGCCCCCCCAACAGCAUCGUCCGCGCUGAGCAACAGGUGGGACCGGAGGCCUGUGUACGCUGUGGGCCCAACACUUAUCCCAACAAGGCCCACUCCACCUGUCUAAGUGACUGCAAGCUGACGGUAUCCCAGAGAGACGGAGUGGUAGUGGAGACCCUGCACUACGACUUCUCUCCUCUCUCCAACGUCACCAUGGCCCACAGCACACCUCGCUUCACCAGCAGGGGACUCAAGUACUUCCAGCAGUUCAGCAUCGCACUCUGUGGCGGAGAGCGCAGGGCGAUGGCCAGGUGUGUGGACAACAUCACGGAGAGCAGGAAGGAGCUGAGUGGCUACGCGUGCCAGUCCACCAUCGUCCCCUCCGACGUCCGGGGACAGACCGUGGUCUCCUCCCAGCCCUUCAGCAUUGGGGACAACCUCAUGGGAGUCACAACAGAAACAACUCUUGGUGACAUCUCUUCGCCCGCGGACAACUUUCCAAAGGAGACCACGAUACCUGAUGUCAUAUUUUACUACAGGGGAAGCGAGACGACGCAGGCGUGCAGAAAAGGAAGAUCAACCACCAUCAGACUACGCUGUGAUCCUUCUGCGAUAGGAAAUGACCUCAUUUCUCUUCCAAGUAAGUGCUCUGAGGGGACAUGUGAUGGCUGCUCCUUCCACCUGCUCUGGCUCUCCAGACACGCCUGCCCUCUCUGCUCAGAGAGACACUACAAGAAGAUAGAGAGCGCCUGCAUACAGGGCAUCAUGCGGACCACCUAUGUGUGGCAGCAGCCUCUGCACUGCUAUGGCGGGGUGACUCUGCCGCCUCAGACAGUGAGCGCGUGCGUCACGCUAGACUUCUGGCUGAAGUUCGGCGUCUCCAUCGGCAGCGUGGCCGCCCUGCUCCUCAUCAGCCUCAGCUGCUACUUCUGGAAGAGGACACGCAAGCUGGAGUAUAAGUACUCCAAGUUGAUGAUGACGGCUGGGGAGAAGGAGGAGUGUGAGUUGCCCGCUGCAGACAGCUGUGCCAUCAUGGAAGGGGAGGAUGCUGAGGACGAGCUCAUCUACCUCACCAAGAAGUCCUUCUUUGGCAAGAUCAAGUCCUUCUCCAGGGAGAGGACGUCUGAUGGAUUUGACUCGGUGCCCCUCAAGUCCUCCUCAGGGAUGGAGAUGGAGAUGAGCUGAAGCAGCUGGGGCGAUGCCUCCUGACCUCCACACUACAGCCCACCUGAUCUGUGCUUUAUAGUCGUCCCAGUCGGCAACUCUGGGCCCGCCCAUGAAAUUGCUUGUUUUCCUACACGUUUGCUCCACCUGUAUGCUGUAUGUGGUGGUUAAUCAAUAUGCCAAAUGAAUGGCAGUGAUUGGCACCGCACCAUCACAGGUGGAGCAUUCGGAGGGAAAAACAAUGCAGUUUAAUGGGCGGGCCAGAGGAGCCGACUGGGUCAAUGUUCUCGUUCGUGACGAAGCAGUGCUGCUUUUGCUAGGCAGCGGGCAU
Messenger RNA from Engraulis encrasicolus (European anchovy), 3412 nucleotides. RefSeq names its product endosome-lysosome associated apoptosis and autophagy regulator 1 (gene elapor1). The transcript is spliced from 23 exons. Bases 151 to 3102 code for a protein of 983 amino acids. Gene Ontology annotation, cellular component: late endosome; plasma membrane; trans-Golgi network. Lineage: Eukaryota; Metazoa; Chordata; Actinopteri; Clupeiformes; Engraulidae. Gene Ontology annotation, biological process: positive regulation of vacuole organization; autophagosome assembly. The record is from RefSeq and is a predicted model, not a curated record.